Molecule: messenger RNA, 312 nt
Organism: Aspergillus luchuensis
Lineage: Eukaryota; Fungi; Ascomycota; Eurotiomycetes; Eurotiales; Aspergillaceae
Exons: 1
Coding region: 1-312 (103 amino acids)
Source: RefSeq, a predicted model, not a curated record
AUGCUUUGGCCUCAGACCUGGCCCCGCCGACAGCGUCCCAGUUUUAAUCUCUAUGCACUGAUCGAGUCGGCUAAGUCCCAGAACCUGAGAAUCAUUGAAUCGAUUGGUUCCUGGUCAGAUAUUGAGCGUUGGGACUUCAAAUUCGUCGUGUCCAUGUACUCUCACGCUACCCUGGUCUAUAUCUCCCAGGCACUAUCGGGCCUCUCUGGGGCUGAAGCUUAUAAGGACUACUCGUGUAGUCGCAUCUUAGAUUGCUUGCAACAGCUUACCUACACGCGCAACAGAUCACGCUCUACCCAGGAUCUCGUUUGA